UAUGGAUUUAGGAAAAAUCAUUCCACACAGCACGCUAUCAUUGAUAUUGUGGACAAAAUAUGCAAGAAUAUGGAGUCCAAGAAAUUUACCUGUGGUAUAUUUAUUGAUUUGAAAAAAGUAUUCGACACAGUUGAUCAUUCUAUUUUACUGACCAAAUUGAAUCAUUAUGGAAUAAGCGGCCUAAUUCAUGAUUGGUUCAACUCUUACUUGAGUGAUCGAUCUCAAACAACCUCAAUCGGCAAUUGCACUUCCGAAGUUUUUUGUUGUUCUUAUGGAGUUCCUCAGGGGUCUGUUCUAGGACCACUAUUGUUUCUCCUUUACAUUAACGAUAUAACAUCCUCUUCUGACAAAUUUGAAUUUUGUUUAUUUGCUGAUGAUACUAGUAUGCUUUACCCUCAUUGUGAUAUUGAUGCACUUGAGCGUAUCGUGAAUGACGAAUUACGGAAGGUUUUAUAA
Paramuricea clavata is the source of this 456-nucleotide messenger RNA. The record is from the annotation of a GenBank genome assembly. NCBI's taxonomy places the organism in Eukaryota, Metazoa, Cnidaria, Anthozoa, Malacalcyonacea, Plexauridae.